AUGGACUCGGAAUUAAAUGAGCAUCUGAUGUUGAAUUCGUUGCAAAUUACAAAACAUCGCAACUAUGAUACGCUCAAGCAAUGGUUGGGUACAGGUCUAUUGCUAAGCAAUGGCCGUAAAUGGCACCAACGUCGUAAAACGAUUACACCAACAUUUCAUUUUAAAAUAUUGGAAGAUUUCGUACAAGUGUUUGAUCGACAAUCGUCUGUGGCGUUGCAGUGUUUGGCUGAGGUGGCCGAUGGCAAGAUCGCUGUUGACAUUUAUCCAUUUAUGUGCCGGUUAGCUUUGGAUGUGAUUGCUGAGACAGCGAUGGGCACGAAAGUCAAUGCACAAAUUGAUAAAUCUAUGCCGUACACAUCGGCUGUUAAAGAAAUGACAGCUAUGAUGGCUUGGCGUUUUCUUCGCUUACACAUACAAAAUGAAGUGACGUUUACUCUAUUCUAUCCAUUGAAAAAAUUGCGACAAAUGAAACUAAUAAGAAUUAUGCACAAAUUUACACGUGACGUCAUAGAGAAACGUCGUCAAGAUUUGGAAAAUAAAGUCGAACGAAAUGACGAUUCAGAUAUUGGCUCUAAGAAACGUAUGGCCCUAUUGGAUCUGCUGUUGCAAGCAACAAUUGACGGUAGGCCCUUAAGUGAUGAAGAUAUACGCGAAGAAGUUGAUACAUUUAUGUUUGAGGGUCAUGACACAACAACAUCGGCUCUAAGUUUUACAUUACAUCUUUUGGCAAGGCAUCCUCAGGUACAAAAUAAACUAUUAACCGAGAUUCGUAAAGUAUAUCCCGAUGAGGAACAUAACAAAUUUACUCUGAUGAAUUUGAAUGAAUUGAAAUACAUGGAGUGUGUCAUUAAGGAGGUGUUACGCCUUUAUCCCUCUGUACCGAUAAUUGCACGAGAAAUUGUUGAAGAUUUUAAAUAUGAACAUUCGAAAUUAGGUAGCGGUGUCAUACCAGCUGGUACCGAGUUUGUGAUCUCCUUAUAUGCCAUGAUGCGUAAUGGUACACGUUUCAAAGAUCCUUUAGAAUUUCGUCCAGAACGUCAUGAAGAACACGAUGCAAGCAGUAGUUUUUGUUUUGUCCCCUUUAGUGCUGGUCCUCGUAACUGUAUUGGUCAAAAAUUUGCCAUGUAUGAAAUGAAAGUAAUUUUGGUAAAAAUAUUACAACGUUAUGAACUGUUACCGCUGGGCGAAGAUAUUUCGCCGGUUAUGAAUAUUGUUAUGCGUUCUGAGACUGGUAUGCAAUUGGGUCUCAAAGAAAGAACAUAA
This is a messenger RNA of Musca vetustissima, 1263 nucleotides long. Its product is annotated as cytochrome P450 4d8-like. Gene Ontology annotation, molecular function: heme binding; monooxygenase activity; oxidoreductase activity, acting on paired donors, with incorporation or reduction of molecular oxygen. The record is from RefSeq and is a predicted model, not a curated record. The coding region runs from base 1 to 1263 and encodes 420 amino acids. The transcript is spliced from 3 exons. NCBI's taxonomy places the organism in Eukaryota, Metazoa, Arthropoda, Insecta, Diptera, Muscidae.